CAUGUGAUCUGUCCAAUGAGAGAGAACGCUUGGGUGCUGUAGGCAGGGUUUGUUCUGUAAUUCAGCGUCUGUUAGAUUCACAUCUUUAUUAUUUAUUUUAAACUAACAGAGACAAUGGUGUAUAAAAAAUGCGGUGUUGACACUGUACUAUUGAUAAAUAUUUCAUGGAGAGGACAAAAAGACUUUUCAUGAUUGCUUAAGAGAGCCUGAAGACACCUUCAUCAUGACCCUGUCAGAUUUUAUUGGAGCACUGAAGGACAACCCUUACUUUGGGGCAGGUUUUGGGCUGGUGGGUAUUGGCACAGCACUUGCAGUUGCCAGAAAGGGGGCACAGUUUGGAAUGAUCUUCUUCAGGAGAAAUUAUAUGAUCACACUGGAGGUCCCUAGCAAAGAUAAAAGUUAUCACUGGUUGUUAAGCUGGAUCACUAAACAUGCCAAACAUACACAGCAUCUGAGUGUGGAGACCUCCUAUAUGCAGCAUGAGAGUGGGCGUGUCCAUACACAGUUUGACUUUCACCCAAGUCCAGGCAACCACAUUAUAUGGUACGGAAGAAAGUGGAUCCGAGUGGAGAGAACCAGAGAAAAGCAGAUGUUGGACCUCAACACUGGCACUCCAUGGGAGUCUGUCACCUUCACUGCACUGGGCAGAGACAGGCAGAUAUUCUUUAACAUACUUCAGGAAGCUCGUGAACUUGCAUUAAAGCAGGAAGAGGGCCGGACUGUGAUGUACACGGCCCUCGGAGCAGAGUGGAGGCCCUUUGGGUUUCCAAGGCGACGAAGACCCCUGUCUUCAGUAGUGCUGGAAAAUGGGCUGACAGAGAGGAUUGUGGAUGAUGUAAAAGAGUUUAUUGGAAAUCCCACGUGGUAUACUGACAGAGGUAUUCCAUAUAGGAGAGGCUAUCUGCUAUAUGGACCUCCAGGUUGUGGAAAGAGUAGCUUUAUAACAGCAUUGGCGGGUGAGCUGGGUUACAGCAUCUGUUUGAUGAGUCUCAGUGACCGCAGUCUGUCUGAUGAUCGUCUCAACCACCUGCUCAGCGUGGCUCCACAGCAAAGCAUCAUCCUGCUAGAGGACGUAGAUGCUGCUUUUGUCAGCCGGGACCUGCUGCCCACUGAAAAUCCACUGGCCUAUCAGGGCAUGGGAAGACUUACCUUCAGUGGACUUCUGAAUGCUCUUGAUGGAGUGGCGUCAUCAGAGGCUCGAAUUGUGUUUAUGACGACAAAUUUCAUUGAAAGACUCGACCCGGCUCUUGUCCGACCCGGCCGUGUGGAUAUGAAGCAGUAUGUGGGCUACUGCUCUCAUUGGCAACUGAUUCAGAUGUUUAAGAGAUUUUACCCUCGAGAGUCCUCGUCCGAGGCCGAAAGAUUUGCACAGCGAGCCCUGGCAGUUCACACAGAGCUCAGUGCUGCUCAGGUGCAAGGACACUUCAUGCUAUACAAAACAGACCCGGCAGGGUCCAUCGAAAACAUUGCUGAGAUCAAGGAGCGAUGAGAUGAAAAGAUCAAGUGAUAAAAACGAACUGAUAAGAGACUGACAGACAGAUGAUUUCAUAUUUACAUUAUUUGGAUUUCAAUGACUUUCAAUACAUUUGAAAAAUAAAAUCCAGCGAAG
Molecule: messenger RNA, 1609 nt
Organism: Paramisgurnus dabryanus
Lineage: Eukaryota; Metazoa; Chordata; Actinopteri; Cypriniformes; Cobitidae
Gene: bcs1l
Product: BC1 (ubiquinol-cytochrome c reductase) synthesis-like
Molecular function (GO): ATP hydrolysis activity; ATP binding
Source: RefSeq, a predicted model, not a curated record